Messenger RNA from Siniperca chuatsi (mandarin fish), 9773 nucleotides. RefSeq names its product leucine-rich repeats and calponin homology (CH) domain containing 2 (gene lrch2). The record is from RefSeq and is a predicted model, not a curated record. Gene Ontology annotation, molecular function: protein binding. NCBI's taxonomy places the organism in Eukaryota, Metazoa, Chordata, Actinopteri, Centrarchiformes, Sinipercidae. The transcript is spliced from 21 exons. Bases 1218 to 3902 code for a protein of 894 amino acids.
CUUGUAGUUGAGAGAAAACAUGUAUAUGUUUCUACUCAACAGAAGCUUAUUUCUGGUCCUUACACCCUUAACAUUUUUCAUACUUUGGUAACAUUAGGUCAGGUCCGGCCUGAGACUUUUGGGGGCCCUAAGCAGGAUUUGGUUUGGGGGGCCCCCUCAAUGCGUUGCCACUUCACAUGUCACUGAACUCAACUUGUGUAUUGUAAAUAUUAAUUUAAGCACACAUAUUGUUCAAAUAAGCAGGUGAAGACUAUUAUUAGCAGCUCUUCCUCUCUCAUCUCCAUAGUGCCUGAUGGAAUAAUGUUACUUAAAAUGUUACCUAUGUUCCUCAAAUUACCUUCAUCAUCAAUCAUUUGAUUGAUGACAGAAACUAUCUGGUGGAAAAUACCCCAAUACAUAAAACCAUGCAAUACAGUAUAUGUCACUGAACUCAACUUGAAUAUCAACCAUAGCAUGAAAUAUCUUCCAUGCAUCUUUCAUCUUUUUCAACAUAAGCUUUGCAAUGGGCAAAUAAUCUGAAAAUCUGAAAAAAAAUAGUAAGUAAAAAUGUAGACUGUGGGCAAUACUCGUUCUAUACUAUUUGGUCUAUUCGUACUAUAAACGAAUGGCAACAAAAAUUUGUACAGAGGCUGUUUGGGUCAGUCACAGAGUGAAAACAUUAAAAUAUCAAUUCAACUAAUAAAGUUAAAGGUGUUGGAAACAUUGGCGCUUGGAGGAAUCAGCUGUUUGUUGCAACAGUGCUUUGCUGCAAAUGUCACCACAAGUUUUUAAUGCUAGAGUAAAAUGUAUUUUCAUAUUUUAUAUUAUCUUUUAAUUAUCAUAGGGCUGACCAUAGAGGCACUUACUGGACAUUUGGGCUGGCUAUAAACAGACUAGAUGUGUUUGGGCCAACCAGAGGACAAACACGGGUUGACCUGAGGGCCAUUUGGGCAGAUGAGGGCCACUUGGGCUGACCAGAGGGGCUACUUUAGUGCUCCUCUGGUGUGACAUUAGGGGGGAAAUGAAAUGGCCCAUUAGGACCUGGACAUAGGCUAUCCUUCUUCAAUAAAGCUGCUGUGAAAGUUAUCACAGUGAAGAUCUAUGUAUAAAUAAUUAUUUUGCCCAUAGCUUCCACUCUUCAGUCUGCCAGGAGGCCUAGCUAUCCCUUAACCAAGAGUAGCAGGAAGCAGCAGAUGAUAAACCAUAACUGAUACCCAGUGAACAAUAGUAGGCCAGUAAUGACUUUAUAUAUGGUGCUGUACUUCUCUUGUAAAUCUCCUGUAUCAUACAGAUUAUCUGAUGCAUUGUGUUGUGUAGUAUUAGUAGUAUACAUUAUUGUUGUUAUCAUAGUGAUUAAUCAUAAUUUGUCAAUAACCAUCCACUGCCCUCCAGGCACUGGGACUCAGAUUUAUGGAAAUCUGAAUGUUGGAUUGCAUGAAGGGCCCCUGCCUUCUGUAUGUUUGCACUGGGGCCCCUGCCUGGAGUUUGGUAUUAGCAGGUGGAGGAAGGGUAACAGCUUAAAAUGGCCACCAUACCCUGCUCACCAUCAGCAGCAGAAGCACCACCUCAGAAGCCCAUCCCCUAGCGUCCGUCCUGGGUAUGUACCCAAUAUGCGCAUGGGCGGAGAAACUGCCGCUGUGCGCUCUUAUUAUUGUAAGAGUAAUUUCUUUUUUACGAAAAUGGCGUCUAGUCAGGGAGGUGUGGGAGCUGUCACGGCUCUUCAAAGCCAUCACUACUCUAGCGGACCUCACUGGAGCCCGGGCAUCAGCCAGUACCAGCACCAGCAGCAGCACCUCACGGCCCGCAGCCUGGACCGGGCUCUGGAGGAUGCCGUGUGCUCGGGUAUACUGAACCUGAGCGGUAGGAAGCUGAGGGAGUACCCGGGGAUGAGCUACGAUCUGACCGAUACAACACAAGCAGAUUUGUCCAAGAAUCGCCUCACAGAAAUCCCUCCAGAAGUGUGUCUGUUCGCCCCCCUUGAGUCGCUCAACCUCUACCACAACUGCAUCAAGUGCAUCCCAGAAGCCAUUAUCAAUCUGCAGAUGCUGACUUAUCUUGACAUCAGCCGAAAUCUCCUGUCAGUUUUGCCAAAAUACUUGUUCAGCCUCCCCCUCAAAGUCCUGCUUGUGAGCAACAACAAGCUCGUGUCCAUCCCUGAGGAGAUCGGCAAGGCCAAAGAGUUGAUGGAACUGGACGUGAGCUGUAAUGAGAUCCAGGUGCUGCCAGCUCAGGUGGGGAGGCUUCAAGCCUUACGAGAACUCAACAUCAGGAAGAACUGUCUUCACAUGCUGCCUGAGGAGUUGGCUGACCUGCCUCUCAUCCGACUUGACUUUUCCUGCAAUAAGAUCACAGAGAUUCCUGCAGCCUACAGGAAACUCAGGCAGCUGCAGCACAUCAUCCUAGACAACAAUCCUAUGCAGUCUCCACCCGCACAGAUUUGUCUCAAGGGCAAAGUGCACAUAUUCAAGUACCUGAACAUCCAGGCAUGUAGAAUGGACAAGAAGCCGGACACCCUGGACCUCCCCUCCCUCGGCAAACGUUGCCUCCCACAGCCGCUUACAGACAGCAUGGAAGAUUUUUAUCCCAGUAAGAAUCACGGCCCUGACUCUGGAAUUGGUAGUGACAAUGGUGACAAGAGGCUGUCUACAACUGAGCCUUCAGACGACGACACAGUCAGCAUGCACUCUCAGGUUUCAGAGACAGCCCGUGCUGAUGCCCUCUCGCUCCUCUCCAAAAUGGACUCUUGCAAAGAUCAGGAUCUCUAUGACUUUAUAGAGCCAAACCCGGACGAGGAUCCUGCUCUGUCAGAGUGUGAUGGGCAGCAGGGCAGUCAUGUGUCUUGUAUAAAGGAACUGGAGAAAGUUCUUAACAUGUCUCAGUCUCACCAAAGCAAAGAUAAAGACAGUUGGAAAGAGGAGUCUGGGUCUGAUAAGGAGCAGCUAGUUGAGGAAGAGGAUGAUGAGCUGAAGGAAGUGCUGGAUCUGAGGAAGAUUGCUGUUCAGCUUUUGCAGCAGGAGCAGCAGAAUAGACGACGUUCCUUAAUUUGCAGAGCAGAGAGUCUUAUUCACCGACGGAGAGUGACUGGCCGGGCACACAGAUUCUUAAGUCACUCUGGAAGCUCCAGCAGCAAACCGAGGCCUCCACCGCAGACCGCUCGUAGGUACGUACGUGCUUCUCUGGAUGAAGGAAGUAGUGGAGCAUCAGUGCUGAGUGGACAGCCUUCUUCUUCCUGCUCCUUUGAUGGCAGCCUGAAGGCAGAUCAGUCAGAUUCAGAGCCAAAAUGGCCCGAAGUCCCACCUGUACUCAAUCAGAAUGAAGAUCGCAGGAGGAACAAGUACCUGAGAAAAGAUUAUCUGAAGUACAAGUGUCAGAGUGCUCGGAAAAACUCCAGUGGGAAUGACGACUGUGAGGAGGGCUUGCGCAGCAGUGACUUCAGCACCACUCUGACAGUGUUUGGACUAAAGCCAAGAUCAGCCUUCACCAGAGGAAGCCGUCAGGAGUACACCUCGACAGACCCCAGUUUCACUAUGAGGAGGAAGAUGGAGCACUUGAGAGAGGAAAUGGAACAGAUAGGACUCUUACGGCAGAACAUUGAGUCCAGACUGAAGGUGUUGCUCCCAGAAGAUGUUGGAGCUGCUCUGAUGGACGGGGUUGUCCUUUGCCAUUUAGCCAAUCACAUUUGUCCUCGGUCUGUCGCCAGCAUCCAUGUACCGUCACCUGCAGUGCCAAAGCUUAGCAUGGCUAAAUGCCGUAGGAAUGUGGAGAACUUCUUGGAUGCCUGUAAGAAGCUGGGUGUCCAACAGGACAAGCUGUGUCUGCCCCAUCACAUCCUAGAAGAGCGCGGUCUGGUGAAGGUGGGUGUAACUGUCCAGGCUCUGCUGGAUCUGCCUCCAUUGAAGCCCACUCAACUGUCAGCUGUUUGAUACAAGCCUGAAUGUUGCAUCCAAUCUGCAGUCAUCUAGCCAACCCCUCUCCCCAGCCCAAACCCGCACCCUAUCGCCAGGGACCAGAGAGCCCCUCGGGGCGAGGAGUCUGCUUUUGUCUGUUUGACUGAAACAGGAGACAGGAGGGAGAAAUACCUCAGUCUCUUUAUAUGAUGUCAGCCACCACCCACUUCCUGUCCAUCACAUUUUCACUUGUAUCCUUUUCCUAGUUACUGGAGUCAUCCUGUAUGUUUGUGGACUAGCAAUGUGACUGUGUGUUUCCUGUAUGAGCUGCACAGUUUGGACUUGCCAAGUAGAGACAGACAAAACAAUGCUCAGUAACUCUUAAGCCUGCAAGUGCAAGUACUGACAACAUUUCCAUGAUGAUAAGGAUGGAGAAGGAGAUGACAGACAUGUAACUCUCUCUUUCACUAAAGAGGCCAAUGCUGCCUCGCAGCCACAAACAACUGACUGACCUUAAGGGGUUCUUACACUCUUGAGUUUCUCUUCUUUUUAUGGAAUUUAUUUUUCCCAUGAAAAUUAAUUUUUGACUUUAUUAGUGUUCUGUUUUUUUUUACAUGGUUUGCACCAGGUUUCUACUGUAUCUUCUUUUCAGCAGCCAAACCUGAUUCAUAAGUAAUGUUGACUUAUUUGUGAAGUAUUGCAUUGGAGCAAUCACAUUCCCACUGCUUUUUGAGGGAUAAUCCAAGGCUUGCCUCUGAAAUGUGUGAAAACUAGAAUUCAUGCUACAAUAGGUUUUCUCUCAGUUUUCCCUCAAACUCUGGUGUGGUUUCGACAUCUUUAAACUACUGUGCAAAUUAUGCGCAACUCUGUACAACUUUUUUCUCGAUACAAACCUGCAUGCACCAGGGGAAGUGACAUUUGACCACUGUGAGAACAUGUGCUUGGCUGUGGCCAAAAGCACGAUGGUCCUGUUUUGUAGCAUUUUUUCAUUGUACAUGCAAGGUUUCUGUUUUUGAAAAAUAUUCUGUAUUCUAACUUUUCUAAAGCUUUUAUACUUUCUUCCCAGUCAUUGACAAUUAUCACUUGCCAUUUUUGUGGCGUUCAGCACAUGGGUUUGCCAUGUUAGACACAAAACAGUUGGCAUUUUACUGCUUUGCAUAACCUCAGAUGAAACAUGUUUAUACUGUAUGUGUUUUUGAGUGCUGCUAAGUAACUCCAGCAAACCUUCCACACAUGGCACAGUCUUAUCUUACUGUCGGGCCACUCUGCUGUAUGUGGUUUCUGAUACAAUUCAUUAUUUCAGGGAAAUUAAAUUAUUUAUGUAUUUAUUCAUUUGUUUUAUAUUUAUAUGUUAUUGCUUUGUGUUUCUUAAGCCUGACUAACCGUUCAGGUGUGGUACAACUGAACAGUUGGAUCUCACGUGUUUCUCUGUGGCCAGAAAUAACAUCUGAAUGAAUUACUUCUUUUGAAACUGGUUGACACUGGUAUAACAUGAGCAUCACUCAGUGUGUAAAUUCAAGACAAAUAUUUUCACAUCAUUUGUAACAACAGUGUUGAUAGCUUAAAAGAUAUGUGCAUAAUAGAGGCUUGAUUCUGCGGCAACCAUUACGCAAGAGUUGAUCAGAUUCACAAAGGCUGGCUUUAGGGGUAUUCUAAACAAAAAAUUGUGAUGCUAUGUGAGUGCUAAACACCCUGUUUAAUUUAACCUUUCAUGUAUUAAAUCUGUGUUAUUAGUUACUUUUUUGCGGAUUAUUAUUUCUGCAGGGCAAUAUCAAUCUUCUUGUCAGGUGGUUGGCAUGAUAGUCCAGGCAGCUGCGGUGCACCAUUCAUUUUAAAAUUAGCUCUCCAACAUGUGAAAAAACUAAAAUUAUAGCGGAAAUGGAAGUAAAGCACAUUAUGGGUUAAUUAUAAAUAUCAGAAGUCAGCUUAAACUAACUUGACUAAACUUGACUAUGAAUUAAUUUUAAGUAAGAAUGACAAUGGUUCUGUCCAAAAUAUUUUUGUUUCUGUGCUUUAAUGGUUUAUUUAACAUACAGUGUGAAUAUUUGCUUGUGGCCCUUUAUGUCACACAACAGAACAGAACAGAAAAAGUCAUCAGAGAAUACUGACCCUCUGUUUUGCUCUGAGAACGUGAAAAAGUCUUUUGGUACACUGAUUUGUACCUAAUUUACACAACACACUAUUUAUAUGUGUAGGAUAGCAAUGUGUGUGAACAGAGGAAUUUCAUGCUCCAUUUUUCACAUGGACAGAGAGUAUGCUGUAUUUGAAAAUGCACCUUUGAAGAGAAGCUGAGGACUUCAUGACCUGUGCUGACCUCAAUCAGUGACAUGUUGAUAUGACAUCAAUUAAAUGACCUCAGGCUUUGCUAGUUCAGCUAUGGUACAGGCUAGUUGUAAUUUUGAGGUCUAGUGAAGACAUAGCUAAUCAUGAUGCAAAAAAGUGCUAUAAUAUUAGUGUAUUGUUUGUGCAGCUGACACAUCUUGGAGGACAACAGUACUUAAUGACACUUCAACACUUUGAAAGUCCACAAAUAUCAUCAUGACAAACAUGACAUAUUGUGCCUUAAAGGAGGGGUAUUCUUUGGUUUUUCUGCACUCUUAUGUAAUUACACUAUUAUGAAAUGUAUUUAUGAAAUGCACCUGUGUUUAUUUUUUGAAAAAAUCCACAAGUUAUAAUUUUAGCACAUCACUUCCCUGUACUUCUUUUUCAUAGGAUGCUUUAGAUUUUGUGUAACAUAAGCAGCUUCUCUGCUGAUGAGCUAAAGCUCUGAUUGGCUUCCAUACUAGAGAAUUAAGUUAGAGCUCAGUGAUCAAUAUUAAACAGCUCCAUGGUCUACAGUACAUAGACAACCAAAAUCUGAGAGACCUGUACUUGAGGUUUAGUUCACUGACUCUGGCAUGACUAGCAUGAAUCAGCUUUUCACUGUUAUUGCUUUGCAUGUCAUUUUAUAUGUCCCAUGUGUCACACAGUUGGAUGUCCCACUUUGAAUAUUGUUGCCGAGAAGCUCUGAUUUCUCUGAAUGGGCUAUAUUGACUGACUUUGUGCCAUCAUUUUUUAAAGAAGGGAUGCCACAAAGAUGCAAAAUAGUACAGGUCUUCCAGUUUAUCAGGCCUCGAGUGUAAAAUAUGGUCAGAUCCUCUCAGAGUCUCAUGUUACGCCCUUUUCUUAUGCAGAAAAUUGCUAUGAAUUUUUAUGAAUGACAUCAGUGUACUGUAGGUUAUGGUGUUAUUUCCUGAUCUGUUGUUGGGCUACAUGCAAUCACUCAAAAACAGUUUGCCUCUGCAAACAUGCUUGUCCAUUACACUCUUUCCUGCUGCUGCAAACAGGUCAUCUUUUCUGCUCACCAUAUAUUUGUCAAACAAGCAGCUUUUUAAAGGAUAGACUCGUAUCUAGAUAAACAGCCACAGGAAAAUAAUAAUACUAUAAAGCGUGCAACAGUGGGCUGCAUCGUAGAACAGCAUCUACUGAACGUAUUGACCGCAUUUAUCAUCAUGUGAAAUGUUCGUUUAUUAUGAAACACAAGCAGAUGUCAAAUCUGAAAAAUAAACUCAAAUUGUAGCGCACAGUGCUUUGUUACCAUUGCAGAAGCUGGCUGGCUAUAUCUGAACAACAAGACUCACACAGCAAAAGCAUUAUCACCGGAGGUAGCAUUGUAACUUCUCAUGAUCUUCACUUGUAAAUAAUUACAGGUUUAGAGACAAUGAUGAAAUUGAACUGAUGUGUAACCUAUCUCAGGUUUGCUGUGUCAAAUAUUGGGGGUUUAGAUUCACAUACUUUUCUGAUCAAAAGUUAAAAAAGGUUUUGGAUGCCUAAAAAUUAUGUUUGAAGAACUAUCAAUGUAUGUAUGCACUGCUGUCUCAUAUGUUACUGCACAUUGUCUUGAGUUUUCCAAAUGACUCACAGUUACUUCUUGUUUUGGGAUAAGGUGAGUUUGAAUUUGUAUGCAUUUUCAUAGUACUGGCACUGAAUGAAUCACAAAAGGAUGAGAAAGUCUCACACAAGGUGUGCUCGAAGGAAAUAAGGAGGAAAUUAUUUAUACUAUCACACACCCUGAAAGCUCUUUGUCCUUGUAACUGGGAAUUCACAGCUGUCUUUAAUUGUGUAUCUGGUGGAAGUGACUUACCCCUUGUGUAUAUUUUCUUUGUUCAUGGUAUCACGCACUUCAUGCCUGGACAUGUAAUACCUCCUUAUUCAGAUGAAUAUCUUGCAACUUUGUUUCCAUUUUGAUCCUGUGCUUAUUCUUUGUAAUUGCCUUUAGUGUUUAUCCCUUCAUUAACACACAUGCUGGUACAUGAAUGCUGGAGCUGUCAAGUGUUAAAAUGAAAAUGAAAUUGUAAUGAUUUAGUUGUACAAACUAAACUAAUGUAUUACUCCUAUCAAUUGUAGGAGUGUGGGGCUUCCCCCUACUUCUUUUGAAGUCUAUUGGACCCUGCAGCCAACUAGAAUAGGUUAGUGGUUUCCUUUAGGUCUUUUUUUAGUUUACACCCUAAAAGGUGAGAUGGUGUGAUAAGUUGUUUGUUAAGGAGAGCAGAACACCUGUGACUUCUGUUUGUAUGCAGUGUAACUAUGUUAUCAUAGGUCACCACACUGAUGCCUUAUUCUUGUUUUACCUGCAGACAGUAGUAUAUGUCACGUUGCCCUUUCAUUGUUUUACUGUAAAUUAAGAAAGUGCCAAAUCACAAAGGCAUCCUUUCAUUGCAGCCUUCAGUGUUUGAGCAAAAACAUUACUUUGGUCUCUAUCAACACUGUAGACGGAUUUCUACAAAUGGAGCUCAUGGCAUCGAGCCUAAAUGUUGUUUAAAGGAUAGGUUAACAUUAUUUCAUUACAUGCCCAUAUAUACAUUGACACAGUUUUUGGUGGCUGAAAUCUUUCGGUCUGUUUAUGCUGGCCUUGAAGAAAUCCUUCCAACAAUGCAAGUUUAGCCAAAGCUAAUAUGAGGCUUCAGCAGUCUGAGCCAGACAAAUGUCCUCAUUGUGUUUCAAGCAGUGUUUCUUUGUUGUACCGUGGCAGAGGAACGCAUAGAUGAAAUUUCAUACCAAAGAUACGAUAAGAUAAUAUAGAACUUUGAGAUUGUUAAAAAUUACAAUAACAUAAGGGACAGUCUGGUUCUACUCGAGGGUUUCUGCCUCUUAAAAGGAAGUUUUUCCUCGCCACUGUCGCCAAAUGGUGGGAAUUGUUGGGUCUCUGUAAAUAAUAUUAUAAAGAGUACGGUCUAGACCUGCUCUAUAGGAAAAGCGCAAUGAGAAAACUUCUGUUAAGAAUUGGCGCUAUAUAAAUAAAAUUUAUUGGAAUAAGAAUAAAAACAAUAGAGUAAUAAAAGACUCUGUUGUCUAAAAGACUAACUUUGGAAGAUACCCAAAUUAUUUGUUUAACUUAGAUUGCUGAAGCCUCAUAUUAGCUUUGGUUGAACUUUAGAAUUUUUUUUUUUUUUACACAGAAUGAGGACUGUGGAUUUUGUCCCCCAUCCCUUACACUGGAAUCCCAUCAAAAUGAUAUAUUUUAUGAUGCCUGGGAGUAAGUUUGCAUGUUUCUGAGGAAGAGCAAUGUACAGUUUGCUUUUAAGUAACACUCCCUUUACCACACCUGCAACAAACUUAACAAAUAUUCAGAAAUGUCUGCAACAUGGACAAGUCAGCACUACUACAGAUAUUGUAGAGGUGCUGACUCUACAGUAACUGUACUGGUGAAGAAAACAGUGAAACAGUGAGUCAUGUCUAAAAGCUACACUGCCAAGACAUUUCAAACUUAUGCAUAUAAGCUUUUUGUAUUUUAAAUCAAGUCAAAUGCAUGCAAGAAUACCGAAUGGCUGAAGCUGAACCUCUGUACAUAUCAUCUGUAUAAUUUCCAGGGAUUUCUAAAAAAAAAAAAAAAUGUGGUCAGUAUGAAAUAAAGUCAAAUUCUUUGCA